AUGCCCCCAUUCGCGGCCACGGCUGCUGUCGCCGCCGCGACGGUGGCGCAUCCAGAGCGGCUGAAGCAGAUCGAGCUCAUCAAGCAGACCCCUGGCGUGCUGUGGCAGCCAGCGCUGAAUCCGAGGUUCGCGUCUGAGGCGCCCGGCUCGGUGAAGUCGUGGUGGGGCGUGAAGGAAAAUUGGAAGGACGUGCUCAAUGCUGCGCUGAAGAGUGGUGCCGUGAAGCCGUUCUCGUCCCCCGGGCUGACCGACGCGGAGAUCCCAGACCACUUCGACUCUGCGGAGCAGUGGCCGCAGUGCGCGAAGGCGGCCCUGCAGGAGCUGCAGCGAGUGGUCGGUGAGCAGGCAGCCCAGAUCCAGAGACUGACGGAGGGCGCCCAGAGGCCAGAAGCAGGGGCCGACGACAAACGGCUCGAGAGUAUCGUGGACACGAAGAUCCUGAGCAGGAUUGGGAUCUUCUCGGGCGCUGAUGAGGAAUGGAGGCAGUGGUGCUUCGUCUUCGAAUCGACGGCAGGGCUCGUCGACCUAGAGCAGAUCAUGACGCACUGCGAGGUCACAGAGGAGACUGAGCUAGGCUGGGCAACACAGUCGGAGAGGGUCCACCUGAGAAUGAAGGUGCUGUACCACCUGCUGAUCGCCACGACGAGAGGCAAGGCCCUCACGAUUCUCCAGAUGGUGCCGAAGAACAACGGUGCCACAGGCUGGAAAAGGUUGAAAGAAGAGUACGCGCCGAAGUCUGGCGGAAGGCUGACGGCGAUGCUCAUGGGAGUGCUGAAGCCCGAGUGGGAGACGGCCAUCAGGGGCGGCGUCCGCACCUGGGAGGCAGCCUGGAAGGAGUGGGAGAAGAGCGUCUCGCUCUACGAGGCCCAGUCCCUGGAGAGAGUCACGGAAGGCACGAGGAUUGCUGUCGUGGUCAGGUGGGCUCCAGAGGACGUGGAGGCCGUGGUCCGGCAAGCCCUGGGGGCGAUCGGCCAGGACUACAACAAGCUGGCCAAGGUCGUCACGGACUACAUCGCCAGUGGCAAGGUCUACGAGACCACGGGAGCGCCCCACGGCAUCCAGUACGACGGGCCCAUGCCUAUGGACGUUGGGCUGGAGAAGAAGAAGUGCGACAGGUGCGGGAAGCCAGGCCACAAGGCCAAGGACUGCAGAUCACACAUCAAGUGCGACAAGUGCGGGAAGCAAGGCCACAAGGCUUCGGAGUGCAGAUCGAAGCCAGAGAAUGCUGAAGUCAAGAGGAUAGUCAACGAGGAGGACGAGCUGUGGGUCAUGGGCGUCGCUGAGAGUGUGAACGCCAUCAAUGACAGCAGCAAGUACGUGUGGGUCUCGAUCGACAGCGGGUCGGACGCCGAUGGAUGCCCCCUCGGCUUCGGUCACUCGAGCGAUGACGUCGACGAUCCCACUAGAGUGGAGCUGAGGACGGCCACGACCGACGAGAUCCAAGAUCACGGUGAGUGGAACGUCGGCAUCGCGUUCGUGGACGAGACAGGCCACGAGGUGAUGGCCACGAACCGAUUCCGCAUCGGGGACUUCAGCAAGCCUGUGCUGAGCUGCGGCAUCAGGGUCACGAGAGGGGCUGUCGUCCACCUUCAGACGGGGAACAGCUACAUGGCCCCGCCAAGCGUGAAUGGCAUUCAGAGGAGGAUACCCCUGACGAUGAUAGGGAAGAGCUUCUACGCGAAGUGUCGGGUGCUAGAGGCGGGUGCUCACAGACAUCGAUCGUCGGUCGAGGCGCUGAGGGCACGCCUGAAGGAACUGCGGAGGCUUGGGAUCAUCGAUGCAGCCAUCUACGGCACCAAGAAGCAGCUAUGGGAAAGGCUCGUCAAAUGCGAGCACCAGCUGGAUGAGAAGAUGAAGGUCAAGGAGGCCCUAGAGGAGCGCCAGCGGCGACUCCAGGAAGGCGUUGAUCCCGAAGUACCGAGGACGCUGAAGAUCCCAGAGAGACCAGACGCGGAGACUGUGAGGCAGCAUGAGCUCACCCACGCGAAGUUCGAGCCCUGGUGCAUGGGGUGCGUGUUCGGAACGGGAGAUGCUGCACCCCAUCGGGGAGUCCAGUUUCUCACGGACAAGGAGCCAGAGGUGCCUGUCGUGCAGACAGACAACCACUUCUUGAAGGACGACGGCGAUGAGGCAGAGGAUGCGGCCAACCGCUUCUCCACCGCGCUGGCCGUCAUCGACUGCGACGCGGGCGUCCCUCUGCAGCUCAGCCUCCCAGAGAAGGGAGGCAACCAUGACUAUACGGUGACCUCGAUCGUGAGCUUCCUCAGGAGGCUGGGCGCCACGCAGCUCAGGCUCAGGAGUGACGGAGAGCCGAGCAUCGUCAGCAUAGCGAACGCGGUGGCGGCCAAGAGGCUCAAGUUCGACAACUACAAGGUCACACAGAAGAUCUUGCAGGGCCAGGCCAGGACGAUCAGAGCUGCAACAGAGAAGAUGCUGGGUAUCAAGAUAGGGCCAGGUCAUGUUUUGUGGCCGUGGCUUGUUAGACACGUGGGCUUCAUCGCGGAGAUGUUCCGCAUGCAGUCAAAUGGACGGACUCCUCAUCGGGAUGCAACUGGCACCAAGUAUCAUGGCGUCGUCCUGAGGUUCGCAGAGGCCGCCAUGUUCAAGCAUCCGAUGUCGCCGAGUGGCCACAUGACUGGAGGCAGGCGCAGUCGCAAGUCAAAGUCGAUGUGGGAGAAGGGCAUCUUCUUGGGCAAGACCUACGAGAGCGACGAGUUCCUCAUGGGGACGAGCAGCGGGGCGCACUUGGUCAGGACCGUGCGCAGGCUCCCAGGGGAACACCAAUGCGACCUCGAGCUCGUGGCCAAGAUGGUCGGGGUCCCCUGGUGCCGAGGCAGCGGCCAGAUCGGAAGGCCGAAAGGCAAGAGGGUGGUCAUUCUCCCGACUGCCCCGCCUGAGAAGAAGCAGGAGGAGGCAGAGGUCGACGACGCCAAGGAGGAGAAGAAGGUUCCAGGCACCACGGUUGAGAAGGGAGUUGCCGAGGACGGGCACAGCUACGCGAGUGCCAGGAGCAGGACAGGCAGCGGCUACAUGGAAGAUCUGACUGGGGAGUCAGAGGUCCCAGAAAUCGAGAUGGGCACCGUUGGAGGCGUCGACGGCUUCGUGAUGGACGAGAUCGACCCGAUGCCCGUCAUGGAUCCAGAGAUGGACAUCGACUGGUACGAGGGAAAGUACGACGUUGACCUCAUCAAGGCAGGCGAGUGCAAGGAUAUCAACGCGAUGCAGGAGUUCGAUGUGUUCGAAGCUGUGUCGCCUGACGAGAUAGACUCUACCUGGACAAGGCUGUCGACCAAGUGGGUGUACCAGGAGAAGGGCGAAGAGAUUCGCUGUCGCUUCGUCGCCAGGGAGUUCAAGAGCAUGGGCCCCGAGCGCGAGGGGCUAUUCACGCUGGCCAGCGAACCCGCGACUGGCAGGCUCAUAGAUUUCAAGGCGGUGAACGAGGCAGAGGCACUCAAGGGCAACACCACGAGGACGAUGUGGAGGAUGAAGAAGAACCUCUAUGGCGAGAGGGACGCGAGCAGAGGUUUCAGCGACUUCAUGAACCGCGCUCUCGUCUCAGGGAUGGAGUUUGAGCAGUGUCCUGACCAGCCAUGCUUCUAUCGUCGAGAACGGGAUUCAGUGGACCUGGAGCUUCAUCAGGAUGACAUCUACGCGACCGCUGACGACAUCAAGCUCCAGGCAUUCACGACCGAGCUCGGCAGUAAGGUCAAUAUCAAGGUGAGCAAGUUACCCAAGGUGGGUGCGAAGUACCAGCGUCUGAAAGGAGGGCGAGCGAGAGUCGAGGGUGGCAUGUUCUUGACGGGCAACAAGAAGUACGCGGACAAGAACAUAGAGCUAUUGAGCCUCGGCAAGGCAAAGAGCUCGCCCACGCCCAUCGUGACGAAGCUGCUGAAGGAAGACAGCGAGCAUCCUCUGAACGCCGAGGAGACCAGUCUCUACCGACAGUGCGUGGGCAUCGCGAGGUACAUGGUUUAUCACGUCGCGGAGGUCACGUUCGCCGUUCACGUGCUGAGCAAGAGGCUGGCUGCGCCCACCGGCAACGACAUGAAGAGGCUCAAGCAUCUCGGGUACUACGCGUCAGUGACGGCAGCUGCCGAGGCGAUCCAUCUCCAGAGCGUGAUGGGUUUCCUGGACAUGAACGUGAAGAUCAGAAUCCGCAUAGACUCUGCUGCGGGGAAGGCGGUCUGCCACCGCAUCGGAGUGGGGAGGAUUCGCCAUCUUGAAGUCCGCACUCUGUGGCUCCAAGCCAAGGUGCGAGACAAGAAGCUGGUGGUGGUCAAGCAGGCUGGGGAGACGAACCUAGCCGACGUGGGCACCAAGGCGCUGACGAGUCAGAGGUUCCACUGGCUGAGGGCACAGUUGGGAUGGCGCCCGUUGGCAGGCGCGGAUGGCAUGGAAGAGAGCACGGCUGUUCGGGUCAACCUCGUGAGCGACUCGACGUCCAAGAUGGCGAGGGUCGGUGCGGCCCUGGUCGCUCUCCUGGACAGCCUGGGCUCGGUGAAGGCAGACGGUGAGUGCGACGUCUACAGCUGCGAGACGGACAAGAAGGAGAUCAUCCUGAAGGACACCCGUCUCGGGACUGGCGUGCACCUCCAGGGCAUGAUGCUCAUCAUGGCCAUGGUCUUCAUGGUGAUCGUGGCGUGCGCAGUUGGCGGCUGUGCUGGCUGGUGCGUCGGCUACUUCAUGAGGCCGAACCGCGCAGAGGAGAGCAAGCAGAUGAAGGAGAAAGUGGAGCUCUCCCAGAGGGCCACCAAGGCCAAGAAGGGGAAGGUCGAGGGCAGGACCAUCUCGACACAGAGCCAGGCGGACCCCCCGGCCGCGUGCGGCGGGGGCGAGGGCGAGCCCGCGGCGGAGCUCGUCUCCCUCCGCGGGGAGAAGCUGAUCCUUGACCUGAGCAACUACAACACGUCACCUGUGCAGACCCUGUACACCGGCAGCUCCCAGAGCGCGGGCGGGGGGCGGUCGCCGGGCGCGUGGCAGGAGGACCGGGAUCGCGGAGGAGGCGACCGCGACCGGGACCGGAGGGAGCACGGCUUCGGCAAGGGCCGCGGCAAGGACAAAGACAGGGAGCGGGACAGGGACGGCGGCAAGGGCGAUUCUGGGUGGCGGGGCGGCCGCAAGGGCCGCGGCGAGGGCAAGGGCGACCGGGGCGGCGAGGGCAAGGGCGACGACGCGUGGAGAGGGCAGAGGUGAGGCGCAGGCUGCCUGGGCCGGUCGGCGCGGGCGCCCAUUUGAGCCCGAGGCUGCGACGUGUGCACCAAAGGGGCGGUGGAUCUGUACACGUCCUGGCCUCGUGCUUCCGGGCGCACGGCCGCGCGGGGUGCGCGCGGGCGCGCCGCUGGCGCGGCUGCUGCCGAGGGGGUUUCAAAGCGUUGCGGUAGGUUCAUGCUGCAUGAAUCUUCGCGAUCAGCGGUGAGAAUACCCGCCGUCGGUGGACGUCAACUACAAGUAUGCACCCGUCUUGGCCAGGCCCACGACCUCGGCCCCGGGGUGGCCUGUCCAGGAUCGGUGCUCGUGCAUAGUUGGCGUCCCCUCCAGCAGUGUUUUUUUGCCUCCUCGCGUUCCUUCUCCCGUCGCCUGAUUCUCUGCCCUGCCCUCUGCUCUGUCCUGCCUCUUCGGCUCUCCCUCCUUCGCGUGUCGCGCUGGGUCCGCGAGUUUUGCCGGGCGCCCCCGGGCCUGCUGCUUAUGAGCCCCGGCGCGGCUGCGGCUGCCCUCCCGCUCGCCACCCCGCCAGGAGGCGCCAGUUGCUGCCUCUGCUUGCAGCUCUUGAGCUGGCGCGUGUCUCACAAAUUGCCCGCCGCGCCGGUCGCCGAGGUCGAUGCUGACUGAUCUUGCCCGACCACAAUUUCCCAGCUAAUCUUGGCGCGAGGCGUCCCCGACGGCGGAACAAGUCAUGUAUGUUGCCGCUCUUCGCCCGCCGGAGAUCGGGACAGGAACAACUUCAUGAACAGAAACUGUCGGACAUCCACGCGGGUUUCUUCGAUCUGCGCCGUGCCCCCCCCCACCAUGGCGCGCGGAGCGCGCCAGGGGCGGCGCCGGAGGCGCCGCCAGUGGGUCCAGCCUCGGUCCAAGAAAUCCGCGCGGACCCCAUCUCCGAGCUUAUGUCUGUGCUGUUCUUCCUGCCUCCGCAGAGCCGGGCCGUUCCGACCGCGGUCGCGCGGAGGCGGCGCGAAGGAGCGGUGAUGGUAA
Prorocentrum cordatum is the source of this 6189-nucleotide messenger RNA. Lineage: Eukaryota; Dinophyceae; Prorocentrales; Prorocentraceae. The record is from the annotation of a GenBank genome assembly.